AAUAGAAAUAAAGUUCAGUCAACCUAUAAUCUUUUUAAGGCCCUCCAAACAUUGGUCAUUCGGUUUUUAGACUCGUAUCUUUGGAAUGAUAUGACUUGCAUCAACCAGAAAGACAUAAAAGAAGUCAAUGUUCAAGUCGCAAUAAUGGCAAAGAUCUACGCGGCCGCACAUCGCGUCAUUAUAUGGCUGGAGAAAAGUGACGAGGAAACCGAACGAUGCCUCCAUCUCCAUCGGCAGAUA
Molecule: messenger RNA, 240 nt
Organism: Bipolaris sorokiniana ND90Pr
Lineage: Eukaryota; Fungi; Ascomycota; Dothideomycetes; Pleosporales; Pleosporaceae
Exons: 1
Source: RefSeq, a predicted model, not a curated record